Molecule: messenger RNA, 414 nt
Organism: Dibothriocephalus latus
Lineage: Eukaryota; Metazoa; Platyhelminthes; Cestoda; Diphyllobothriidea; Diphyllobothriidae
Source: the annotation of a GenBank genome assembly
AUGGAUGUUAAAACGGUUAACGGAGGAUAUACCUUCACCCUACCAGGCAUUUUGAAACUGGUCACAGCCCUUCUGGCCUUCGUCAACAUGAUUAUCAUUGCGGCGGCCCUAAAUACUGAAUAUGCGGAAUAUGGAUACCUGCUCUUUGUCUCCAUUUUCGUUUGGCAAAUGUGUCUGCUCCUGUAUGCCCGGCACGUAUAUGACAUCAACGGAAAGAACAUGGACAUCUUUGAAGCAGUUGCGUUGAGUUUUUGCAUCGUUUUCGGAGCCAUCGCCUUCAUUAUGUCAGCCGUGUAUGCCUCACCCGGAGGAAGAGGAUCUAACAAAAAGGCUCUGAUCGCCAUAACCGUACGUUCCGCCUUUUACUGGCCGUAUAAAGUCUCAGUAUCAACUAGAUAUCUUCGCCGUAUAUAA